Messenger RNA from Apodemus sylvaticus (European woodmouse), 1797 nucleotides. RefSeq names its product solute carrier organic anion transporter family member 1A4-like. Gene Ontology annotation, cellular component: membrane. The transcript is spliced from 13 exons. Gene Ontology annotation, molecular function: protein binding; bile acid transmembrane transporter activity. Gene Ontology annotation, biological process: sodium-independent organic anion transport; transmembrane transport; bile acid and bile salt transport. The record is from RefSeq and is a predicted model, not a curated record. NCBI's taxonomy places the organism in Eukaryota, Metazoa, Chordata, Mammalia, Rodentia, Muridae.
AUGGGAAAAUCUGAGAAAAGAGUUGCACCCCAUGGAAUCAGAUGCUUUUCCAAGAUCAAGGUGUUUAUGUUGGCAUUAACAUGAGCAUAUGUAUCCAAAUCACUAUCAGGAACUUACAUGAAUUCCAUGCUCACACAAAUAGAGAAGCUAUUUGGUAUCCCCACAUCUAUAGUUGGGCUUAUCAGUGGCAGCUUUAAUAUAGGAAACCUUCUGUUAAUUAUAUUUGUGAGUUAUUUUGGAACAAAACUGCACAGACCUAUCAUGAUUGGUGUUGGAUGUGCAGUUAUGGGCUUGGGGUGUUUUUUAAUAUCACUACCUCAUUUCCUCAUGGGCAGAUACGAAUAUGAAACAGCAAUUUUACCUACAAGCAACUCAUUCUCAAACAGCUUCCUGUGUAUGGAAAACAGAUCCCAGACCUUAAAGCCAACACAAGACCCAGCAGAGUGUGUGAAAGAAAUGAAAUCAUUAAUAUGGAUAUAUGUACUGGUAGGAAAUAUUAUACGUGGAAUUGGUGAGACUCCCAUUAUGCCUUUGGGUAUUUCCUACAUAGAAGAUUUUGCCAAAUCUGAAAACUCUUUUUUAUACAUUGGGAUUGUAGAAACAGGAAUGACCACUGGCCCUUUUAUUGGACUUCUGUUGGGAUCUUACUGUGCAAACAUUUAUGUAGACACUGGGUCUAUGAAUUCAGAUGACCUGACCAUAUCUGCCACAGAUUCACGUUGGGUCGGUGCUUGGUGGAUUGGGUUUUUGGUCUGUGCAGGAGUAAAUAUUCUGAUCAGCAUUCCCUUUUUCUUCUUUCCAAAAACACUCCCAAAGGAAGGAUUACAGGAUAAUAUGGACAGAACUGAAAAUGCCAAAGAGAAGCAGCACAGAGCAAAAGCCAAGGAAGAAAACCGAGGAUUCACUAAAGAUUUCUUUCUGUUUAUGAAGAGCCUCUCCUGCAAUCCAAUUUACAUGCUUUUCAUCCUUGCGCGUGUGAUGCAGACCAAUGCAUUUAUCUCUUCAUUUACCUUCAUGCCGAAGUAUCUGGAACAGCAAUAUGGAAAAUCCACUGCCGACAUAGUCUUCCUCAUGGGUCUUUACAUGUUACCUCCAAUAUGCCUUGGAUAUUUACUUGGUGGUUUGAUGAUGAAGAAAUUCAAGAUUACUGUCAAGAAAGCUGCAUACAUAGCAUUCUGUCUAUCCCUGUUUGAGUACCUUAUAUUUUUUGUUAACUAUAUAAUAACCUGUGAUAAUUUUCCAGUUGCUGGCUUAACUACCUCUUAUGAAGGAAUUCAGCACUCUCUAUAUGUGGAGAAUAAUAUCCUUGCUGACUGCAACACAAAGUGUAGCUGCUUAACAAAAACAUGGGAUCCAGUGUGUGGGGACAAUGGCCUAGCAUACAUGUCAGCCUGCCUCGCCGGCUGUGAGAAGUCCAUUGGAACUGGAACCAACAUGGUGUUUCAAAAUUGCAGCUGCAUCCAGUCAUCAGGAAAUUCAUCUGCAGUUUUGGGGCUGUGUAACAAGGGUCCUGACUGUGCUAACAAGCUGCAGUACUUUUUAAUCAUAUCAAUAAUUGGCUGCUUCAUCUUCUCACUGGGAGCAAUGCCUGGGUUUAUGGUUUUUCUCAGGUGUAUGAAGUCCAAAGAGAAGUCACUUGGAAUAGGAUUACAUGCAUUUUGCAUGAGAAUUUUAGCUAGCAUUCCGGCACCGAUUUAUACUGGUGCUUUGAUAGACAGAACUUGUUUACAUUGGGGAACUCAGAAAUGUGGUGAGCCAGGGGCAUGCAGGAUGUAUGAUAUUAAUAGCUUCAGGUAA